Symbiodinium sp. CCMP2456 is the source of this 651-nucleotide messenger RNA. The record is from the annotation of a GenBank genome assembly. NCBI's taxonomy places the organism in Eukaryota, Dinophyceae, Suessiales, Symbiodiniaceae.
AUGGAAAGGCUACAGAGCUUGUUGGAGGAAGAGGAGCUUUGUCUGGCAGCAAGCAUCGCCGCAAAGGCUUUCGCUGAAAGUCCGUUAUAUCGUUACAUUUUUCCAGAUGCCCCGGGCCGGAUCGCGGCUCUGACGUGGAUGUUCUUGCGAAAUUAUCUCAUCCGCACAGGCCGUGGUCAUGGCACGUUCAAGGGUGCCUAUUCUGCGGACGGCAAAUUGCUCUGCUGUUUCUGGCUAUUUGCGGAAGACGUUCCUGGCAUUAGUCUCUGGGAUAUGCUUCGCCACGGGCUUCUGGAAAUGCCGCUGAGAUUUGGCAUGACUUCCAUGCGCCGCAUGCUCGCUGUCGCGAAGUGGACAGAUCAAGCUUUGGACGUCUUGAAGAACGAACAUCCGAAGCACGUUUUGCUGGAACGCAUGGUGGUGUUGCCGGACUACCAGGGCAGCGGAGUCGGUACUGCUGCACUGACUGUAGCAUUGAAGGAAGCAGACACGGCUGGCCGGACGGUGAUUUUGACCACGCAGCUCGAGCGGAAUGUUGCUUUUUACAGCCGCCUCGGCUUUUGCGUCGUCAAGGAGGAAACUUUUGAGCCUGAUGAUGGAGAGAGCAUCCGCUGCUGGUUUAUGGUGCGACAUCCCAGCACCACUUCCUAG